This is a messenger RNA of Lagenorhynchus albirostris (white-beaked dolphin), 3719 nucleotides long. RefSeq names its product EPH receptor B6 (gene EPHB6). The record is from RefSeq and is a predicted model, not a curated record. Gene Ontology annotation, cellular component: plasma membrane; neuron projection. The transcript has 19 exons. Gene Ontology annotation, biological process: central nervous system projection neuron axonogenesis; cell surface receptor protein tyrosine kinase signaling pathway; protein phosphorylation. Gene Ontology annotation, molecular function: ATP binding; transmembrane-ephrin receptor activity; protein binding. Lineage: Eukaryota; Metazoa; Chordata; Mammalia; Artiodactyla; Delphinidae. Bases 487 to 3519 code for a protein of 1010 amino acids.
GCGGCGCCGGCGAGCGCGACGCGGGCCCCUCACGGUCCCCGGCGCCCCGCCUCCGGAGCAGCCCCUGCCGCCGCGCGGACCCGCGCCGCGGAGAAGGUUGGUCCCUGCACCCGAGCGGAGAGGCGGGCGGCCCCGGUGAGCGCCCGGAGCCCCGGCUCCAGCGCGGGGCCUCGAGGGGCGCAGACCUGCUGAGCCUGCGGCCGGCGCGAAGAAAUAAAUGACCCCUACUGUCCAUGCAACUCACAGACUUCUGAGACUCAGUCACAAGGAGAGACGUAGCUCACCACUAACCUUAGACCAACCAGCAAAGAAAGGGUGGCCGUAGGAGGAAGGGAGGAGAGUACAUGAAGGGAAAGAACUUGAAGAGCUCCUUCCAGAAGCAAAGGGGAAGCCUGCUUGGCUGCAGACCCCAGCCUUACGAAGCAGCAGCCCCACCCGGGAGCAGGGUGGCGGCCAGAGCAAUGGUGGGAGCCCUGAAGAUGCCUCAUGGCUGCUGAGCGGGCUGCCCCGUCAGGGAGCAGGGCGGCGGGCAUGCUGUGUGGCCUGUGGGUCCUGGUGCUGGUAUCCUCAGUCCUGGCUCUGGAAGAGGUAUUGCUGGACACCACUGGAGAGACAUCUGAGAUUGGCUGGCUCACCUACCCACCAGGUGGGUGGGACGAAGUGAGUGUUCUGGAUGACCAGCAACGCCUGACUCGGACCUUCGAGGCAUGCCACGUGGCCGGGGCCCCUCCCGGCCCCGGGCAGGACAACUGGCUGCAGACACACUUUGUGGAGCGGCGAGGGGCCCAGAGAGCGCACAUCCGGCUGCACUUCUCCGUGCGGGCCUGCUCCAGCCUGGGCGUGGCGGGGGGCACCUGCCGGGAGACCUUCACGCUUUACUACCGCCAGGCCGAGGAGCCCGACAGCUCCGACAGCAUCUCCUCCUGGCACCUCAAACGCUGGACCAAGGUGGACACGAUCGCGGCGGAUGAGAGUUUCCCCGCCUCCUCAGCGUGGGCGGUCGGCCCGCGCGGGGCGGGGCAGCGGGCGGGGCUCCAGCUGAACGUUAAGGAGCGGAGCUUCGGGCCCUUGACCCAGCGCGGCUUCUACGUGGCCUUCCAGGACACCGGGGCCUGCCUGGCCCUCGUGGCGGUCAGGCUCUUCUCCUACGCCUGCCCCUCCGUGGUCCGCGCCUUCGCCACCUUUCCUGAGACGCAGGCCAGUGGGGCCGGGGGGGCCUCCCUGGUGGCGGCCGUGGGCACCUGUGUGGCGCACGCAGAGCCCGAGGAGGAUGGAGGAGGGGCCCAGGCAGGAGGCAGCCCUCCCAGGCUGCACUGUAACGGGGAGGGCAAGUGGAUGGUAGCCGUCGGGGGCUGCCGCUGCCAGCCCGGGCACGAGCCUGCUCGCGGAGACAAGGCCUGCCAAGCCUGCCCCAGGGGGUCCUACAAGGCCUCGGCUGGGAAUGCCCCCUGCUCACCGUGCCCUGCCCGCAGCCUCGCCCCUGACCCUGCGGCCCCUGCGUGCCCCUGCCUGGAGGGCUUCUACCGGGCCAGCUCCGACCCCCCAGAGGCCCCCUGCACUGCGCCCCCGUCGGCCCCUCAGGAGCUGUGGUUUGAGGUGCAGGGCUCUGCGCUCAUGCUGCACUGGCGCCUGCCUCAGGAGCUGGGGGGACGCGGGGACCUGCUCUUCAACGUCGUGUGCAAGGAGUGUGGAGCGGGCGGCAAGGGCGCUUGUCGCCGCUGCAGGGAUGAGGUGCAUUUCGACCCCCGCCAGAGGGGCCUGACUGAGAGCCGCGUGCUCGUUGGGGGGCUCCGGGCACACGUGCCCUACAUCUUGGAGGUGCAGGCCGUCAACGGGGUGUCGGAGCUCAGCCCCGACCCUCCCCAGGCUGCAGCCAUCAAUGUCAGCACCAGCUACGCAGUUCCCUCCGCAGUCCCUGCUGUGCACCAGGUGAGCCGGGCCUCCAGCAGCAUCACCGUGUCCUGGCCACAGCCCGACCAGACCAACGGGAACAUCCUGGACUAUCAGCUCCGCUACUAUGACCAGGCAGAAGAUGAAUCCCACUCCUUCACCCUGACCAGCGAGACCAACACGGCCACCGUGACCCAGCUGAGCCCUGGCCACAUCUAUGGCUUCCAGGUGCGGGCACGGACGGCCGCAGGCCACGGCCCGUACGGGGGCAAGGUCUACUUCCAGACGCUGCCUCAAGGUGAGCUGUCCGCCCAGCUUCCUGAGAGCCUAUCCUUGGUGGUUGGGUCCAUCCUGGGGGCGCUGGCCUUCCUUCUACUGGCGGCCAUCACCGUGCUGGCUCUCGUCUUCCAGAGGAAGCGGCGUGGAACUGGCUACACGGAGCAGCUGCAGCAGUACAGCAGCCCAGGGCUCGGGGUGAAGUACUACGUCGACCCCUCCACCUACGAGGACCCCUGCCAGGCCAUCCGAGAAUUCGCACGGGAGGUCGAUCCCACGUACAUGAAGAUCGAGGAGGUCAUUGGAGAAGGCUCCUUCGGGGAGGUGCGCCGGGGCCGCCUGCAGCCCCGGGGACGGCGGGAGCAGGCCGUGGCCAUCCAGGCCCUGUGGAGCGGAGGUGCCGAGAGCCUGCAGAUGGCCUUCCUAGGCCAGGCCGCAGUGCUGGGCCAGUUUCAGCACCCCAACAUCCUGCGGCUGGAGGGCGUGGUCACCAAGAGCCGGCCCCUCAUGGUGGUGACGGAGCUCAUGGAGCUGGGCCCCCUGGACAGCUUCCUGAGGCAGCGCGAGGGCCAGUUCAGCAGCCUGCAGCUGGUGGCCAUGCAGCGGGGCGUGGCCGCCGCCAUGCACUACCUGUCCAGCUUCGCCUUCGUCCACCGUGCACUCUCUGCCCACAGUGUGCUGGUGAACAGCCACCUAGUGUGCAAAGUGGCUCGUCUUGGCCACAGUCCUCAGGGCCCAAGCUGUAUGCUUCGCUGGGCAGCCCCAGAGGUCAUUGCACACGGGAAACAUACAACAUCCAGCGACGUCUGGAGCUUUGGGAUAGUGAUGUGGGAAGUGAUGAGUUACGGGGAACGGCCCUACUGGGACAUGCGUGACCAGGAGGUACUAAAUGCAAUAGAGCAGGAGUUCCGGCUGCCCCCGCCUCCAGGCUGUCCACCUGGACUACACCUGCUUAUGCUGGACACUUGGCAGAAGGAUCGUACCCAGCGACCUCACUUUGACCAGCUGGUGGCUGCGUUUGACAAGAUGAUCCGCAAGCCAGACACUCUGCAGGGAGUAGAGCACUCCGGCGGGAGCCCCAGGGACAGACCUUCCCAGGCCCUUCUGAACCCCGUGGCCCUGGACUUUCCCUCUCUGGACUCCCCCCAGGCCUGGCUCUCGGCCAUCGGCCUGGAGUGCUACCAGGACAGCUUCUCCCAGUCUGGCCUCCACACCUUCAGUGACGUGGCUCAGCUCAGCCUGGAAGACCUGCCAACCCUGGGCAUCACCCUGGCCGGCCACCAGAAGAAGCUGCUACACCACAUCCAGCUCCUGCAGCAGCACCUGAGGCCGCCGGGCUCUGUGGAGGUCUGAGCCCCGGGCAGAGAGCGGUGAACUGAGAAUGGCCGUGACCCAGUCCUGGACGCAGGUCCAAGGAGGACAUGGGAGAUGUGGCCACCGUGAGAAGCGCCCGCCUGCCACGCUAAACCCGUGCCUGGGGACGCCUCACUCCCUGGUCCUCUGCCCCUCCACCGCCCUCCCCCACAUUAAAGGGAAAGAAGGGAUUUUUGCAA